Messenger RNA from Arvicola amphibius (Eurasian water vole), 1626 nucleotides. Its product is annotated as keratin-associated protein 10-4-like. Gene Ontology annotation, cellular component: keratin filament. Bases 1 to 1626 code for a protein of 541 amino acids. NCBI's taxonomy places the organism in Eukaryota, Metazoa, Chordata, Mammalia, Rodentia, Cricetidae. The transcript is spliced from 3 exons. The record is from RefSeq and is a predicted model, not a curated record.
AUGUCCAAAUCCUGCUGUUCCUCUUGCAGCCAGUCUUCCUGCUGCAGGUCCACCUGCAGUAAAUCAACUAGUGUGUCAUGCUGCUGCCAGCCCUCCUGCCAGCCAAGCUGCUGUGAAACUACCUGUUGCAAAGCUACCUGCUGUAAGCCAACAUGUGAAGCCAGCUGCAGCUGUACACCCAGCUGCUGUAAAACCAGCAGCUACAAGAGCACCUGCUGCAAGCCAACCUGUGUAACCAGCUGCAGCUGCACACCCAGCUGCUGUGAAACCAGCAGCUGCAAGAGCACCUGCUGCAAGCCAACCUGUGUAACCAGCUGCAGCUGCACACCCAGCUGCUGUGAAACCAGCAGCUGCAAGAGCAUCUGCUGCAAGCCAACCUGUGUAACCAGCUGCAGCUGCACACCCAGCUGCUGUGAAACCAGCUGCUGCAAGAGCACCUGCUGCAAGCCAAUCUGUGUAACCAGCUGCAGCUGCACACCCAGCUGCUGUGAAACCAGCUGCUGCAAGAGCACCUGCUGCAAGCCAACCUGUGUAACCAGCUGCAGCUGCACACCCAGCUGCUGUGAAACCAGCUGCUGCAAGAGCACCUGCUGUAAUCCAACCUGUGUAACCAGCUGCAGCUGCACACCCAGCUGCUGUAAAACCAGCUGCUGCAAGAGCACCUGCUGCAAGCCAACCUGUGUAACCAGCUGCAACUGCACACCCAGCUGCUGUAAAACCAGCUGCUGCAAGAGCACCUGCUGUAAUCCAACCUGUGUAACCAGCUGCAGCUGCACACCCAGCUGCUGUGAAACCAGCUGCUGCAAGAGCACCUGCUGCAAGCCAACCUGUGUAACCACCUGCAACUGCACACCCAGCUGCUGUACAACCAGCUGCUGCGACAGCACCUGCUGUAAUCCAACCUGUGUAACCAGCUGCAGCUGCACACCCAGCUGCUGUAAAACCAGCUGCUGCAAGAGCACCUGCUGUAAGCCAACCUGUGUAACCAGCUGCAGCUGCACGCCCAGCUGCUGUAAAACCAGCUGCUGCAAGAGCACCUGCUGUAAGCCAACCUGUGUAACCAGCUGCUGCACACCCACCUGCUGUAAAACCACCUGUUGCAAGACCACCUGCUGCAAGCCAACCUAUGUAAGCAGCUGCUGCUGUACACCCAACUGCUGUAAAACCACCUGCUGCAAGAGCACCUGCUGUAAUCCAACCUGUGUAAGCAGCUGCUGCUGUACACCCAGCUGCUGUAAAACCACCUGCUGCAAGACCACCAACUGUAAGCCCAGCUGCUGCCAGCCCAGCUGCUGUAAAACUACCUGCUGCAAGACCAUUUGCUGUAAGCCACCCUAUGGGACAUUCUGUUGCAAGCCAAGCUGUUGUAAAACAACAUGCUGCAAGACCACCUGCUGUAAACCAUCCUGUGUGACCAGCUGCUGCUGUCCACCCUGCUGCCAGCCCAGCUGCUGUGAAAUCACCUGCUGCAAGACCAUCUGCUGUAAGCCAACCUGUGUGACCAGCUGCUGCUGUCCACCUUGCUGCCAACCCAGCUGUUGUAAAGUCUGCUACUGCCAGCCCUGCUGCUGCUACACUGGAAUGUCUUUCCUUAGUAGGGAUGAGAGCUUUCCCAUAGCUGCAUAG